Aureobasidium uvarum is the source of this 543-nucleotide messenger RNA. The record is from the annotation of a GenBank genome assembly. Lineage: Eukaryota; Fungi; Ascomycota; Dothideomycetes; Dothideales; Saccotheciaceae.
AUGUCGCAAAUCCACGCCAUGUCCGACGACCAGGUCGCCUCGGAGCUGCGCAAGAUGACUGCCUUCAUCCGUCAAGAAGCCCUGGAAAAGGCCCGCGAGAUCCACCUCAAGGCCGACGAGGAGUUUGCCAUUGAAAAGUCCCAGCUCCAGGCCAACAACAAGCUCGCCGACAUCACCACCGACGACGCCAAGUACCAGGACAUUCUCAAGAACCUCAUUCUCGAGGGUCUCUACGCCUUGAACGAAGCAAAGAUUUCCGUCCGCUGCAGGUCAAAGGAUGAUGAUGUUGUUCGCAAGGCUGCCGACGCUGCCCAGGCAGAGUACAAGGAGAAGAUGAACGGCCGCGAGACUGAAAUCAAGAUUGACGACAAGGACAAGCUGCCUGAAGAAACAUCCGGCGGUGUCACCAUCAUCAACUCGACCGGCAGAAUCGACAUCAACAACACCUUCGAGGAGCGUCUUCGUCUGCUCCAAUCCGAGGCCCUCCCCAGUGUGCGAGCCACUCUUUUCGGCGAGAACAAGAACAGAAAGUUCAGGGAUUAA